Molecule: messenger RNA, 2397 nt
Organism: Heterostelium album PN500
Lineage: Eukaryota; Evosea; Eumycetozoa; Acytosteliales; Acytosteliaceae
Product: leucine-rich repeat-containing protein
Exons: 3
Coding region: 1-2397 (798 amino acids)
Molecular function (GO): protein binding
Source: RefSeq, a predicted model, not a curated record
AUGGCAAAAAAUGAAGAUGUCAACAAGGAAGUUGAACAUAUAAAUAGUAAUAAUUCAAUUAUUAAUAAUAACAAUAAUAAUAGUGAUAAUAAUAAUCAACAAAAUAAUCAAAAUACUUUAAAAAUAAGUAGAUUACCACCACCUUUACCUCCUACAUCUAAUAACAACAAUAGCAAUAGCAAUAGCAACAACAAUAAUAUUAGUAGUUUAAAUAAUGUAACAAUAACAGUUCAACCACCACCACAACAAACAACCACACAACAACAGCAACAAACAACAACACCUUUGCCACCAAUGAGCCAACAUCAACAGUUUCAACAUUUAGAUUUCUAUAGUGAUGGUGAGAGUGAUAGAAUGACAAGAGAUAACAACAACAGCAAUGCAUCUGAGCAUACCAAAACAAGACCAAGAAGACCAUCUUCACCGUUGGCAUUCCUAAGAUCGCUCUCACCUAAACACAAAGAAAAAGAAAAAGACAAAAAGAAAGAGAAACAUCUAAAGUCGCAAAUGGAGCAAUUAUCUGUUUCACCACCAAGAGGCAUGGGUGUACAUAACUAUUACAACCACGAAAGUACACCCUCUACAUCUCCAAACAUAUCAUUAUCAACAACAAUCAAUAACAAUAACAAUAAUAAUAAUAAUAGCAUAAGUUUAGUUACAAGUUUUAAUAAUAAUAAUAAUUUAGUAACUAGCACAGGUAAUAAUAAUAAUAAUAAUUUAAUAACUAGUAAUAGAAAGUUUAGUGGUGCAAGUUUGUGGUGUAAAGGUCAAUCCGAAUCAAGAUCUUCAAACAAUGUCACUGGUCUGCAAGUACUGGGCGAAAGAGAUAACACCACAGGUAUUCCACCACUUUGUAGUGAAGUCACCGAAGCAUCUGAAAUCGCUGAUACGUCUGGUGUCGAAAGGCAUCAUCGAUGGUGGUCGUCGCUUCAACUUUUACUACGUAGCGAUGAUUCUCGACAAGUCGUCAUCGUUCCAAAACAUACAAUGCCAGACCGUCUUCCCGACAAGUUCUACAAGGCAACCUCAAAACCGAUAAUGACAAACGUCUUCUCCAAGUCGCUGUUUACUUCGUUCUUUGACAAUUGCUCGACGAUGGAGUAUUUCCGUUUCUAUCAACGUUGGGUAUCGCCAGACAAUUUCGAGGCGAUCGGUCACGCUCUCCGUACGAAUCACUCGAUCACUCAUAUUUCGUUUAGAAACAACAAUCUGGACGACGAGUUUGUCGUCGAUAUCAUCCAGGCACUCCACGAGAAUAACACCAUUCAGAUUCUGGAUUUCCGUCUCAAUAAACUCGGUAACCAAACGGCUAUCAGUCUGGCCGGUGCACUCCUAAAGAAUCGGUCGUUGACCUGUGUCGAUUUGUUCUACAAUGCCAUUGGACCGGAGGGUGGUGUUGCCAUUGCCAAUUCCUUGCGUACCAACCGUACCCUGCGUAAACUCUACUUGGGAUGGAAUCAUAUCAAUGGACAGACCGCUUCCAUACUCUCGGAAUCACUCAAAGUCAACAACGUCAUCGAGAGCAUCUAUCUCGAUCGUAUCGAUGACCAUUCCGGUUCGCUGCUGGCCGAGUCACUGGCGGUCAAUACCUCUGUGACAGAGCUGAACCUUGCCGAUUGCCAACUGAAACAAUUCACAGCCAAAGCACUGGGUAGUGCUUUCAAGGUGAACAAAUCACUUGCCGAUCUCAACUUUAGAUGUAACCAGCUUGGUGCCGACCUCAAGGAUAUCUCACAGUCGCUCAGCGUCAACCAUACUCUGACCAGAAUCAACUUGUCCGACAACAGAAUCAACGAUGAAUCUGGCAGACUCUUGGCAGAGUCACUCAAGACAAACCACUCGAUUACCUCACUCUCACUGUCACUCAACCAACUCGGUAAUAAAUUCGCAGAUGAAAUGGGAGUAGCGCUAUUAGAAAACACUACAUUGAAACUCCUCGAUCUCUCUAACAAUCAAAUAGAGUUUACCGGUGCACAACAUAUUGCCAAUGCACUGGCGUCCAACAGCACAUUGAAACUGUUGAAUCUCUGUCAGAACAGUCUCAGCUCCAAGUUUGGUCCUCUCAUUGCUUAUUCACUCACUCAGAACAAAUCGUUGACACAUCUCGAGCUUGCUUAUGUCGGAAUCGGUAGUGCCGGUGCAGUCUCUCUGGCCAAAGCAGUCAAAGACAACAUCCACCUGCGAAAGUUGAAUCUCAGCGAAAAUCAAAUCGGCGACGACGGUGCACUUGCUUUUGCCGAUGCAAUCAAAUCGAAUCAGUUCCUCUACGUCUUGGAUUUAAGUUACAACAAUUUCACCUAUCGAGUCAAAGAAGUCUUUGAAAAGAUACAAGAACAAAACAAUACUUUACAAUUCUCAAUUUCAUCUGUACCUCUACAUUGGAAAUUCCAACUAUAA